AUGGCGGUUACUAUGAAGCAUAUGUCGUUGAUCGUCUCUGCGUUUGGCGUCUUGUCCUUUGUUCUUGGAGUGAUCGCGGAGAACAAGAAGCCUGCGUCUGGGACUCCAAUAAACGGAAAGGGAGUCAUAAUCUGCAAAUAUCCAUCUGAUCCAACUGUUGCCUUGGGAUACCUUUCUGCUGCGUUUCUUCUUGCCUGCACUAUAGCUGGAUACAAAGCCCUGUUCAUCUCGUACAAGGGAAAGUCUGUUCCCAACUCUGUCCUGUUCAAAAGCACCAGCUUCUCUGUGUUCUUCAACAUUGCCUUGGUGACAUCUGGACUGGCAAUGUCUUUGUUGCUAUGGCCAACCAUUACAGAGCAGCUUCACUUGACCCGUAAUGUUCACAGGAACUUAGAGACCACUUGCCCCACGGCUAAGACCGGUCUGCUUGGUGGAGGUGCCUUUGUGUCGUUGGACUCUUGCCUUUUCUGGCUGAUCGCUCUGAUGCUCGCUGAUAACGCCCGUGAAGACCAUUUCGAUGAAGUUGAAAACAGAAGCAGUGAUGGGAACUCUUCCUCCAGGGAUGUGAACGUCAAGAUUGAUGCUUGA
Messenger RNA from Microthlaspi erraticum, 588 nucleotides. NCBI's taxonomy places the organism in Eukaryota, Viridiplantae, Streptophyta, Magnoliopsida, Brassicales, Brassicaceae. The record is from the annotation of a GenBank genome assembly.